Molecule: messenger RNA, 4044 nt
Organism: Anopheles bellator
Lineage: Eukaryota; Metazoa; Arthropoda; Insecta; Diptera; Culicidae
Product: WD repeat domain phosphoinositide-interacting protein 2-like
Exons: 5
Coding region: 1133-2581 (482 amino acids)
Biological process (GO): protein localization to phagophore assembly site; autophagy of mitochondrion; nucleophagy
Cellular component (GO): extrinsic component of membrane; phagophore assembly site membrane; cytosol
Molecular function (GO): protein binding; phosphatidylinositol-3-phosphate binding; phosphatidylinositol-3,5-bisphosphate binding
Source: RefSeq, a predicted model, not a curated record
UCGAACACGAAUCUUCGCAUCCGCACUCGUUAGCCAGCCGAAACGAACUUUGGUUUUUCCACUGUUGUGCAAUAGAGGAACAAGAAAGCAAUAGCAAAUCACUGCACCACCACCACCACAGCAGUGUAGCAAGACUCUGCAUCCAGCUGCUGGUUUCUGGCUUUCAGUUCCGUCAUUUUCCCCCAUCGCAAAGUGUGCCUCCUGGAAAAUUCAACCUUUGUGUGUCCUGUGUUGUGUGUGCAUUUCAAACACAGCCACAAAGUAGCCCGCGUAAGCCUUGAGCACAACACAGAGAACAUUAGAGAACAAUAGACAUCAGCAGCAUUGAUUUUUUUCUUUCGGCUCCCUUCAGGCUAAUUGGUCGAGCGUGUGUGCGUGUGCGUUUGUCGACGAUUUUGCUGGAACAUUUUUCCUUCAGACUCACUUGCAAAGCCAACUUAAAGCCAACCGUUGAACCGCAACGGAGAAAACGGAAACGCAAAACAGCAAAGCAACCUUGUGCGUGAUAAAGGGGUUUUCGGUAGAAAAUUUCGAUUACCAUUCGAAAGCAUUUUCUUUUCUAGCACCGUAGCGCGCUAGGACAUACGUUUUUUUUUGGUUAGUCGCAAUAGCGAGAGAGUCCUUGUGAGAGUGUGUUGGUGAAAGAGCGAGAGCGAGAAGCGUGUAACAGGACAUAACAAGGACAUUCGGGACGCUGGUUCGAGGUUGGUGUGCAAAGUGCAAAACGGUGCAUCCGAGUCACCCUUGUGUUUCGAGCAACAAUCGUUUCGAACUCUCCUUUGGCCCGUGAGGGGUAAUACGUAUUAUCAGCCCGCGAGCGAGCGAACGGCAUUCGUCAUAUUCCGCGCCAACAUCGGAACACGGAACGGUUAUAAACAAAAACCAACAACAAACGAGGCGAAAGAGCGCGGAGCGAGACCAGCAACCGAAAACGCGAGAGGGAAAAGGCGAGCAAAACACUGCGCACUCUCGCAGUUGCCACCACAUCAGAGAACCCCAGUCCUGCUGUACAGCUACUAGAGACUACUAGAGCACUACUUCACACGCCUUCGAUCGCAUUUUUCUUCGCCAUCGCAUCGCAUCCUUCGGAGUUCGCGGACACCAGUUCACCGCCACCGUUUAAGUCGUUUAAAUGAGUGAUAUAAGUCAGAAAUGUUUCGGCAAAAAUGGUGGAUUUUCUAUAAGCUUUAAUCAGGACUACACAUCGCUUUCUGUGGUAUCCAACACCGGGUACCGACUGUUUUCGUUGGGCUCCGUCGAUCGUGUUGAUGAAAUCUUCUGCAGCCAUGACGAGGAUACAAAGAUCGCCGAGCGGCUGUUCAGCAGCAGCCUCGUUGCGGUGGUCACGGCAAGUGAACCGAACAAGCUUAAGGUGUGCCACUUUAAGAAGGGUGCGGAGAUCUGCAACUACGGCUACCCGUCGGAGAUCCUGUCGGUGAAACUGAACCGAUCCCGGCUGGUGGUGUGCCUCGUGGACAGUAUUUACAUUCACAACAUCCGUGAUAUGAGACUGCUACAUUCCAUCAAGGGUAUGGUGGCGAACCCGCGGGGCCUCUGCACCCUGUCGCUGCUGUCGCACCUCGCCUACCCGGUGUCGACCGAGUGCGGCGAGCUGCAGAUCUUCGAUGCGGCCAACCAGCUGCGCCGGUUGAAGCUGAAGGCGCACGAUUCGCCACUGUCGGCGCUCAACUUCUCCUACAACGGGGUCCUGCUGGCGACGGCCUCCGAGAAGGGCACCGUGAUUCGCGUGUUUUGCGUGAAGAACGGCCAGAAGGUGCACGAGUUCCGGCGCGGGGUCAAGCGCCACGUCAGCAUCGGUUCGCUGAACUUUAGCACGUGCGCCAGCUUCGUGGUGGCCAGCUCGAACACCGAAACCGUACAUAUCUUCCGGAUCGAUGCGAAAGCGAUCGAGCAGGCGGAGCGGCGCUGCAGCAUCGCGCUGGAUGCGGCCAACUCGUCGGCCGGCACCAACAACAAUAACAAUAGUAGCUCCAGCGACGGCGGCAGCGACGACGAUGGGGCGGCAACCACCGAUCCGGCCACUACGACCGUCGGUGGCUGGGGCAUGAGUUUUAUCGCCAAGGCGGUCACCAACUACUUGCCGACCAACGUCGUAACCGACGUGUUUACGCAGGAUCGCGCGUACGCGACGAUACAGCUGGCCGAGGCCGGCCUGCGGUACGAGUGCGUGAUGGCGAAGCUGGAAAAGGAAAUUCGUCUGCUGCUGGCGUGCGAAGAUGGGUUUCUGUACAUCUACAGCUUCGAGGACUCGAAGGGUGGCGAAUGUAAGCUCAUCCGGGCGCACGACCUGCGCACACCGCUCCACGGCAUCACCGAAGUGGACAUCGGUGGGAACGAGAACGAUGAAAACACCAAUAGUAUCAACGUGAACAUGACCAAAUCCAUGCUGCCGGCACCGGGAACGUACGCUGGCGUGCUGAAGGGUCGCCCUGCCGACCGGAUGUCGGACUCCGACUGGUGUCACGAUUUGCGCGAAGCGGUCGAGUAUCCGGUCAAGGUGACGGUUCCGAUCUACGACGAGAUUCAGUUCCCGCCGGUGAAACCGAUUGCCGUCGAAUGACUAGAUUCGUCACCCAACUCCGACUCUGGCAAAGUGGCCCCCGGCAAGCUUCGCUUCAAAUCGUCCUCGAAGACCCGCAAGGGGUAAAUCGUACCGUGGGCAAGCGCAAGCGAGCAAGCUACCGACGAGUGGCCGCCAGCUGGAGCAGCAUACAGGAUGGAUGGUGAUGGGGGUGGGUGGGGAAAAAUGCCUCGGCGCGGGCGGUUUGGUUAUCUGCGACAGUUUUGUGUGUGGUACCGUUGAUUAUGUUUUUAUUUUCUUUAAUUUAUUUGUACACCUUUCUCCUUAAGAAGUAAGCGAAAAACUACGCAACAAACGUUGAGUGCGAUCGGACGGCUCUCGAUACAUAGGACAUUGCGCGCCACCACAGGCUACAGGGUUGUUGCGUUUGCGUUUCUAUUGAAUGCUUUUCUGUUUUGCUUUCGUACGGAUACAUGAUCCGCUUUUAUCUUUCGACACACCGUGCGCUGAAUAGCAUCCGAGAAAAACCGAGGAAAACGAGAGAAAAUUCAUAUAAAAAUCGAUCGAUCCAAUAUAAGUGUAUGGAUCAACGAUCGGAUGCUGCUGCAGAGCAACGAGUGUCAUUGAAUUAAGAUCGAUUUACGUUCAAAAUUAGUGUAAACAAACAGUAGUCUACCGCAAUAUAGCUUCGAAAAUAGAUGGACGAAAAUCUGGCAUCCCGCGAAGACACACGGCGUUGUUUUAGGUCAGUAACAAGCAAUAAGCGCGAGGAGUAACAGUUCAAUUUCACAGCAACGGUGCACGUGCAAGUUGCGCAUUCUGAUUCUGAAGUUUUCACUUUGAAUUACCUGAUUCCCAAUUCAAACAGUGGUUUCUGACUCGACGAUCAAAACCACGUUCGAUACGAAUCAUAAUCUCUAGUAAGUGUAAGAUCGUUGCUGCGUUACGUUUUAUUGCUGGCGACUUUUUCAAUCAAUUUCACGAUCCUACCAAGGGCGGUUUAACACGGGAAGAUCAUAUGGCAAAAGAAAACAGAACAAAAACGGGAAUAAAAAUACAAUGCGUUGUUGGUGUGUACAAUGAUGAUGAUGGUUGAGUAAAUGUAGAUCCCUUCUAUAGUACGAGACACUGGAGGAGCGGAAUCGUUUUAAAGGUCACAUUUCUGCAUUAUACCAAAAAUGAUAACAAAAAAAAAUGUUGUAAAAAGUGAAAAAACCCACAAAAAAUACUCAUCGUUAAGUUAGUGUUCUAAGUUCCGGGCGCCGCUCUCAGUGACACUAAUUGUUGUCAACGAACCACUGACCACCAAUAGCGACAGAGAGAGAUAGAGAGAGAGAGAGAGAAGAAGAAGAGAGAAGGAGAGAAGGAGAGAGUGUGGCAUAGUAAGCGAAGGAUAUAUUUUUUAUUUAUUCAACACCAGCAAACACAAGUGGAGUAUAUUUUCUAGCUGUACAUACUAUACCUUAUAUACAUACAUAAACUCGUAAGAAGUGCAUUAAGUA